AAUAGUUCCAGAUGUGGCCAUGUUUAGUUAAUAUUUGAAGUUUCUCUUAUUAAUCAAAUCGAUAAUAAAAAAAUUCAACUGACUUGCUGCGACCGCCAUUGAAACUGUAAAAAUAACAUAACUCCAUCGUAUCAACAGAGAAAAUAACAAAUAAUCCGUCGAUCAUACCUUUAUCGCUUGCCCACUAAACAAAAAAUACAUACAGAUAACCUUUAUGAUUUUUAAAUUACGCGUUUGUUUAAUUAUCUCGUUGUUCAAUUAACAUUCACACUCGGAGGACGCUGCCUUUAAGUUAAACCAAUUAAUUGCAAAGCAAAAAUAAUUAUUAAAUAUUAUUUAGGUAGAAGUUCAAAGGGUAAGGGAUACAACGUGAACACGCUUUUUUUAAAAUUAUUUCUUCGUGUUAAUUAAAUUAAUUUCGGAAAAUCGUGUCAUAAUUUCGAAGUAAGUAAUCUGAAAAGUAAAAAAAAAAUUUAAAAUAAUUGUUAUAAAAAAAUCUAGAUAUAAAAAAUAAAUGUUAAUUACGCGCGGGCGCGAUGACAUGACACAAUAUAUAUACAUACAGUAUUUGGAGGACAAACAUAACUUCACAGUAGCGACGUACAUACAUGUAUACAAUUGAUAAAUCACGUGAUAAGAGAAGGAGACGUAUUUAAGUAUAGAAUAACGUAGCGCGCAUACACGGCAAGUACCCAAGCCUUAACAUUAACAUUAACAACGUUCGACGAAAUUGUGGUCGGCCAUGCCACGUCAGCCAUUAUGACGUAGCUGCCACCCGUUAUUCAGGAUAAAGAAGACUUAAAUAUUAUUUUAAAAUCGAUAUUUUGAUAGACAGUGUUAUCAAAAAAUUAAUUAAAUUUUUAUUAAGUAAAUAAAUGUAGUAAAGUGAGGAAUUGAAGCGAUACUCAUUUAAUAUAAGUUAAAUUCAUAUUUGUAGGAGAAAGAGGUAGAGGAGGGGAAGAAGAAAACUGAGGAGGGGAAUAUAGGACAGAAAAGAGAAGCAGUUGAAAUACGAGAAGUAUUUAAUCCCGUGGACACUUUACUUGUCCAUCGUUGGGUUUUCUUGUUCGUGUCAUCGUCACCAGAUCAACUAAAAGUUUUAUAAAUAAUGAUUAAAUAACUCAUGCGAGCAUUAAUUAAUUUAAAGGCGCUCGAGUGUCUAGUCAAUUGAUCGAACGAGAUUAAUUACGCUUUUGAUAGCGGAUUUUUGGUAAUUUAUAUUUAGAAUUUAAUUAAGGGCAGCAUAGCUUGAUCGACGGAGGAAAACAAAGUUUUAAUAAUUAUUAUAUAUUUUAUAUUCAGAGUCGAGUAAUCGAAUAUGGCACUAGAAAGUGCCUCCGCGCCUGAGACUCUGAUUCAAAGCAAUGCAGAUGAUGAUUUAGAAGAUGGAGAAAUCCCUUCAGACGAAGAUGAUGAGGCGACUGUGCCCGUUGAAACGAAGGUCGAGCCUCCUAAGCCCCCGUCAAAAUCAGAUUCAUCAAAGGACAAAAGUUCUGAUUCAAAAUCCAGUAAAUCUAGUAAUAAAAAAUCAUCGAAUGGCAGCUCUAGUAGCAACAGUAAAACAGUCGAUAGAUUUAAUAAAUACAAAAGUGUAUCCGAUGAUUGGGCGGGUGAUGUUGAAAAGGCUAUAAAAGCUGUUCUCGGAGAGAAAGAUAAAUUUAAAAAUCAGGAAAAGUCUCAAAGUAAAAAUAGCAACAAUAGUCGUUCUAGAAAUAAAAAAAGAAGCCGUGAUGAUAAAGAAGAUGAUCGUUCGAAAGAUCAAAAGAGAAAACGAGUUAGUGAUGACGAAAAUAUCAACGACGAUGAUGACGAAAUGCUUUUUGUUAGAGGAGCGUCACCAGUUCGUCGUGACGUUCGCGAUAGCCCUUUACCAUCCCGUCGAUCCCACGACCGGGAUAGUCCUGAAAAUAAUUCUGACCGUGAUUCUGACGGAAAAGGGAGUCGCCACCGAGACCACGACAAGCGAAGUGGCUCUACUGGCCGUGGAUCCAGCCGUCGUGCGAAAAAUGACCGCGGAUGCAAUAACAAUAAAAACAACAAAAGUCGCUCUCAAUUAAGAAAUGAACAACGUAGUGGUAGACGAAACCAGAACAAUGAUAAUGCUCAAGAUGCUGAUUCUAUUUGUGUGUAUUAUAUGCAAGGUAAAUGUCACAGAGGUGAUGAUUGUCCCUUUUCUCACAAUGCAUUGCCUCCGCGUAAAAUGGAGCUUUGUAAAUUUUAUCUCAUGGAUUGCUGCGCCAAAAGAGAUAAAUGUCUUUAUAUGCACCAUGAUUUCCCUUGUAAAUUUUUCCACACUGGUCUUAAAUGCAUCCAAGGUGACAAUUGUAAAUUUUCCCAUGAACCUUUGAAUGAGCAGGUUAAAAACAUUCUCUUAAAGCAUCUAGAAACUGCUCCGAAGGAAAUUUUAGGUGAGUUUCCCCGGCUGAGCAGAGAAGGCGCACUAAUGAUGAUUAACAACACAGCGAGAAAUGUAGCGCAAGGUCAGGAUGCUAGCACUCAAAAAAUACCUAGUUUGUUUGAUGUUACUCUUCCAGCUCCAGGAAAUAAUUUGUCGAACAAUGAUAAAGAUGAGGAGAGUUUAAAUGAUAUGGAUCCUUCUAAUCAGAAAAAAUCAAACUCACCUAAAGAGCGUAAGCCAGCUGGUAAAAAAACUCGCUGGGGCUCUGACGAUGACAGAGUUCCAUUAGAACAAAUUAUGCUGCUUCAAUCAGUUAGCCAGCUUGGUAUUCUUCCUAAUGUUGCACUCAGUCUCGCUGUUCAGCAACAGCUUCAACAGCGAAUGCUUCUUCAGCAGUGUUUUGCCAAUAUGGAUUUUUACAAUGACAUCCAAGGCAAUACUCUAGCUGAAUCUGAGGUCAAUAAAUUGAAAAAUAAAAUUGGGUUUGAUAAUGAAAUAAAAGAAAAAAUACAAGAACAAAUUAAACAAAAUUCUGGUUCACAAGAUGUAGAUUUAAGACAAUUUUUAACAAACGGUCCUAAAUCUUCAUCCGCUGGUCAAGAUGAUUCAAAAGAAUCUAAAGCUAAUGAAGAAAGCGAUCAUGAUGAAGAGUCUGAUCUUGUUAUUGCCGUGCCAACUGAUGAUGAUAAAAGUAAAGAAAAAAGUGCCGAAAUAAAUGAAUCAAGUUUUAUAAAUAAGUCUUCCUUAAAAGUUGAAAAUCCGAAUAAUAAUCAUGAUCAGGAGAUGCUUCCUAAUUUACCUAAAAAAGCUCAAGAAUUAUUUUUACGAAUUCAGCAACAACAAAGAGCUGCUAAUGAAAGUAUUGGUAAUGUUGAUGAUAAGUGUGACGUUGAAGAUGCUUCUAAAAAUCAAAUUGAUUGGUAUUCUGAUGAUGAGGAUGGUGGUAAUGAUGAUGAUGAUGAUGAUGAUGAUGAUGAUGAAGAUGAUGAUGAAAAUUUUGCAGCAUUCGGAGAAGCAUUGGAAGAACUUGAAGAAGAUACUCUGCGAAGAAAAAAACCUGUUACUGUAGAAGAUCAAUAUGCACUGGAUGAUCAAGGCAGACGUAGGUUCCAUGGAGCAUUCACUGGAGGUUUUUCUGCCGGAUACUUUAAUAGUGUCGGCACCAGAGACGGAUGGCGACCACAACAAUUUAAAUCAUCGCGUAGCAGUAAAGCUGAAAAUGUUUCACAGCGCCCUGAAGAUUUUAUGGAUGAAGAAGAUACUGGUGAGUUUGGUAUUGCACCUACUGGAAUAAGAGCUACUGGAGAUUUUAGUGACCGAUCUGAAAGAGCCAAAAAACGGAGAAGAGAUCAAACUGAUGGUAGUCAACCUAUUCCUGGAGAACCUGUUCUCAAAGAAUUGUUGAAGCCAGUCACGUACACAAUGGGUGUUAUUUUAUUAAAAAAAAUGGGCUGGAAACCAGGACAAGGUGUUGGACCUAGAUUAGCUAAAAAAGAUAAAAAAAAAAUUCGUGAAAGAAAUACUAAAAAAAAAGUUUAUGGAUGUACCUUACCUGGCCAGGAAAUAACUGCUUAUGAAAGUAAUUCUGAAAGCUCUGAUAAUGAUGAAGAGAUAUUAUUUGCUCCUGAUGACUACGAACUCUUCAGAUGUAAUCCCAAAGAAAAUUAUUUUGGUAUUGGAUACAGUGGCUUAGAGAGGCAAUCUGUUCUUUCUAACAAUUUCAAUCUUUUUGACACCACAACAUUUACAAUGCAAGAUAAAAACAAAAAGCUUUCAAUCCGAGGACAGGCUUUUGGAGUAGGUGUUUUCGAAGCUGAUGACGAAGAUAUUUACUCGUCAACGGAUAUGUCUAAUUACGACUUUUCCCUGGGCCCCGAGUCUAAAAAACAAAACCGAAGGACUAAUGAGAAAAAAGACAAUGCUUCUAAAGAUAAUUGUAUAGAAGGUUUUGUUGCUGCGAAGAAUAGUUUGAGCAGAAAAAAAAUUUUUGAUCCACCUUUAUUGCCUAGGGAUUAUAAGCCGGUUCAUAAAAUCAGAAAAAAAAGCCGAUUUUCUUCUAUUGAUCCAGAUAAGCAUGAGGAUAAUAAACACGAUAAAGAAAAAUCUUGCUUUAAACAAAAAUUAAAUGCUGAUGAACGGUUGCAAAUUUUAGAAGAAAAAUCAAGUAGUGAAAAAAAUGAUGAAUCUAAAUUACCUAUUCAAAAUGAAGAAUCUAAAACUUUAGGAAUUGAUAAUCAAAAAAUUGAAAAAUCCAAAUUAUCGUGGAUGGAUAAAUUAAAUUCAUCAAUUUUUUUAUCUGGAGGUAUUGUAGGAAGCAGUAAAAAAUCUUCAGAUAAUUUUGAAAAUUUAGAAACAAAGAAAAUUUUGUCUAAUGAAGUAACAAGUUCUGAAGAUAUUAAUAUUGAUUUUAAUAAAAUAGACGAAAGCUCUGUUCUAAAAAAGUCAGAAGAAGAAUCUAUUAAUAAAAUAAAUAAUUCUAGUAAUGAAACAAGAGUAUUUGUAAGUAAAUCUGUGAAUAAUACCCUGAGUUCAGUUCCUGAAGAUCAAAUGAUCAAAGCUGCAAAAAUGAAUAUGUUUGGAAAGCUAACAAGAACAAUAGAAAUUUGGCAACCAGCCAGUGUAGUUUGCAAACAAUUAAAUAUACCGGAGCCUUUUGGUAAAAGUAUGAAAGCUGAGCCGCAAAAACGUAAGCGAUAUUCUGUUUUUGAAUCUUUGAAUAUUUAUAAUGAGGAUAAGUAUCAAAAAGCUACUGAUACUGCUGGAACUUUUAAAGAGCCUGUUAUUAUGGAUAAAUCUUUUGAAAAAAAAAAUCUAAAUUUAUUGGAAGAAAAUAAUUUAAAUUUGGACUUGAAUGUUGAAAAAUCACAGGAUAAUAGUUUUAAAAUUGAUAAUAAAAAAGAGAAUUUAAAUUUAAAUUCAACUAAUUUAGCAACAACUAGUGUAAACUCAUUAAAAAGUUCAAACAGGCAUGAGAGCGAUAAAGCGGAUGAAAGUCAAGCUAGUUCAUUAGUCGGUGAGCAAUUAGGCAAAGUUGAGGCAAAUAAAGACUUGUUUAAAGCGAUAUUUUUGAGCAGCAGUGACGAGUCCGAAGCUGAGGAUGAUCCUGAGGAUGUUGAUAAUAAUACUGUAAAGUCUUUGUUAAUUGGAAAACCUGCCACUGAGUUAAUAAAUGUUCAAAGGAACACUUCUCCUCCUAGAGGAAUUUUUGCUAAGUUGGAUUUAGAUGAUUUGAUGAAAUCUAAAAAAAUUGUAAAGAAAAAUAAUGAAUCUAAAGUUAAAGAGUCAACAAUAAUCCCUUGUAAGGACGAAGAAAUUCAAGUAAUUGGUAAAGAAAGUUUAUCUUCCAACACAGUUACUGAAUCAGAAGACUUACUUAAUAGUUAUGGCCCAGUUCUUCCACAACAUCCAACAAAAGUUAAAGACACAUCUGACUCUGGAGAGAUACAAAAGCCGGUGUAUAAUAAGAAGAUAGUAAGUAAGUUAGAUAAUGUUGAGCUUUCUUUGAAAUGGGUCGAGAAAACUAAGUCUAAAAAGGCGAAGAAAGAUAAGAAAAAGUCCAAGCAUAAAGCAAAGGAAAAAAAACGAAAGCACCAGAAAAAAGAACGGUAGAUAUUAUUAAUGAAAUUAUUUAUCAUGUGUAAAUAAAUAAAAAGUAAUUUGUGUUUA
Molecule: messenger RNA, 6064 nt
Organism: Cotesia glomerata
Lineage: Eukaryota; Metazoa; Arthropoda; Insecta; Hymenoptera; Braconidae
Gene: su(sable)
Product: G patch domain-containing protein 1 homolog
Exons: 7
Coding region: 1319-6007 (1562 amino acids)
Biological process (GO): mRNA processing
Cellular component (GO): nucleus
Molecular function (GO): RNA binding; metal ion binding
Source: RefSeq, a predicted model, not a curated record